AUGUCUGCAAACGAGUCUCGACGUAGAGAUGGUCCGUCAUCCCAGCAAAAAGAUGACAUCCUAGCUACCUUGAUUCCAUUCGAGUAUCAAAAGUUGGACGAAGAAGUCGACUCAACCCGUUUCAUCCAGAUAGAGUCCGCCGAAAGCGAGAUCGCGCCGCUCGUCUGUAGCCUGACAAACAUUCCCUUUGGAGAGCUGCCCAAAUUCGAAGCACUCUCGUACAUGUGGGGAGACGAGAAGGACCAGAUAACAAUCAAGCUGAAUGACGGUCUUUUCAAUAUCCGGAGGAACCUGUUUGACGCCCUAGUGUAUCUUCGCGGUCGGCAGAAAACACGUCUUCUAUGGGUGGAUGCACUCUGUAUAGACCAGCACAAUCUCAAGGAGCGCACAAAGCAAGUCCAGAACAUGAGACACAUUUAUUUCAGAGCCGAAUCGGUCAUUGUUUGGCUGGGCCGCAAAUACUCGGAAUAUCAAACAGGUCUCACCGAAUUCGAGAUCUCGGAGAUUGUCAAUCCGACCAACAAAUCCAAACAGGGGUUGUCAAAAGAUGACGACGCUGAGGAAGAAACCGAGACGGCCAUUAGCAUAGCGGAGCGAGAAAUGGUCCGGCAGCUUGUCGCGGACGAAUACUGGAACAGAUUAUGGAUUAUCCAAGAGGUCGGGCAGAACGAAUCGAAGAGAGUCUGCUUUGGCCACUUGGAAGUGGGCUGGGACGACUUCAUCCAUUUCGUUACGAUGCACAACGGCACAGGGUGGCCUCUUCGCUUAGCAGAACAGCUUAGCCAGAAGUACGGAGAUGCACAUACCCUCAGAAGGCUGCUCAUCGACCACAAAGACGCUCAGUGCAAAGAGCCAAGAGACAAGAUCUACGGCCUGGUUGGUCUGGCCCUUGAUGCACGCGGAUUUCCACUCAACUACGAGAAGUCCCUCUUGGUGGUCUGGAAUGAUACCAUGGAGUUCAUGAAUAAGCGAGAACUUUUCCUUGACAACCAAGAGACCGACAUCGUCUACAUUGGUGGUCUUGUCAAGUCCCUCUUGAUGGGUCCGAAGUGCUCUCCAUUUCAACAAAUUUCACAACAGGCCGAGCCACAGACGGAUUUGCAAACCAUCGAAGAAUCAGAUGCAAGCAAAUCAUCAAACCCAAAGCCUAUGUACUUGGGUGUAUCUGGUACAUAG
Molecule: messenger RNA, 1176 nt
Organism: Colletotrichum spaethianum
Lineage: Eukaryota; Fungi; Ascomycota; Sordariomycetes; Glomerellales; Glomerellaceae
Product: heterokaryon incompatibility protein 6, OR allele
Exons: 2
Coding region: 1-1176 (391 amino acids)
Source: RefSeq, a predicted model, not a curated record